This is a messenger RNA of Symbiodinium sp. CCMP2592, 1278 nucleotides long. The record is from the annotation of a GenBank genome assembly. NCBI's taxonomy places the organism in Eukaryota, Dinophyceae, Suessiales, Symbiodiniaceae.
AUGGCUCUGGACAUGGACUACCUGAAGUUGAUCGGUCUUCUUGCUUUCCAUGAGAAGCAGCCACUGCAGGAAGAUGUCCAGCGUUGCGACUCUUUGGAAUCUUGUUCCUCUACCAGGGAGACCUCUGACGGCCCUGAGAGCCGCAUGUCAGAAGAUGAAGACGAUAUCCUCUUCUCCUGCGAGGAUCUUUCCAUUCCCAUCCGAUGGCACUGUGAGUUCUUUCGUGUGGACUUCAGUCUGCAAGCAUACACUCCGCCAACGUUUGCUGCUGAGAUCUACGUACUCGCAGACGGGAAGUGCCUGUCUACGGACCCCUGGCUCUCCUUGGAAGCCUUGCAGGUGCGGGCCGUGCAGGCCGUCUUAGAUUCCCUCAUGCCGCUGAAUGGUUUGACGAGGGACAGUUUCCUCACGUCAACAUCUGUGCCUCCACCGCUUGUGGGGGUGCCCCCGGCGGCCGCAUUGGGACAGGUGAUAGCAGCUGCGCAGGUUUAUCAAGCCCGGCUGGUGACGGCGGACUGCUUUGUGAGUUUGCAGGAAAUGGUUUGCUGCUACUUUGACUUGAUGUGUGCCCAGCUGGCACCAACGCCUUCUGAUUUUCAGAAGCUGUUUUCGGUCACGGAGGUGCUGCCUUCCGUUUACAGCAUGCACACGGAGUCGAGGCUGGUGUUGGGCAGUACAUUCCUUCGAUUUCAGGAGUACUACGAAUGCCCGGACCCUAAGAUUCGCCACUCUGCUUUCCAGUAUGAAGAGUACAAGGAGUGGUUUCGAAACUCUUCCCGGGAUAGGGGACAAGGCUUCAAUUAUUACUUGAUAUGGCCGGGCUUCAACGUGCCAUCUUGGGUUGUCCGCGACCUGAAGAGUGGCAAAGUUGGCCUUCCCUUACGACCUCAGGAGGAGGCACUGCUGGGCCUGCUCCCAGAAGCUGAGGAAAGUUUCUACGUCAUAGGCACCUGCGAGAAAGAUGUGCAGACCUUGCACCACGAAAUGGCACACGGGCUUUACACCACGAAUUCCACCUACCGUUCGGCCGUGACUGAAGCUCUGGCACAACUCCCCCAGGCCCGCUCCGACGCCGCACGAAGAGUCUUGUUGGGCAUGAGCUACGUAGACGACCCCGAGAUUCUGAAGGACGAAAUGCAAGCAUACAUGGUUGAAGGCAACUGCCUUUAUGAAGAUGAUGAGGCAGAGUGCACAGCUGCUGCCGAAGUUCAGCGGCGCAUCUCCACAUUGUUUCGCCGCACCGCAGGGAUCGAUACGGACUUCGACAAGGAGUCUUAG